Messenger RNA from Sorghum bicolor (sorghum), 1796 nucleotides. Its product is annotated as aspartic proteinase nepenthesin-1. Gene Ontology annotation, cellular component: extracellular region. NCBI's taxonomy places the organism in Eukaryota, Viridiplantae, Streptophyta, Magnoliopsida, Poales, Poaceae. The transcript has a single exon. The coding region runs from base 62 to 1399 and encodes 445 amino acids. Gene Ontology annotation, molecular function: aspartic-type endopeptidase activity. The record is from RefSeq and is a predicted model, not a curated record. Gene Ontology annotation, biological process: proteolysis.
AUUACGCCAACGUUCCAACGCCAUUCUUGUAUAUACUCCUGCAGCUUGCAUAUUGCUUUGCAUGUCAUCGCCGACGCAAAUGGCUUCCCUUGCCGUUCUCGUUUCCCUCGUCUGCGCAGCGCUUGCCUCCAAUGCCGCGGCCGUCCGCGUGGAGCUCACGCGCAUCCACGCCGACCCCAGCGUGACCGCGUCCCAGUUCGUCCGCGACGCCCUGCGCCGCGACAUGCACCGGCACAACGCCCGGCAGCUCGCCGCGUCGUCGUCCAACGGCACUACGGUGUCCGCGCCGACCCAGAUCUCGCCCACCGCCGGGGAGUACCUGAUGACGCUGGCCAUCGGCACGCCUCCGGUGUCCUACCAGGCCAUCGCCGACACGGGCAGCGACCUCAUCUGGACGCAGUGCGCGCCCUGCAGCUCCCAGUGCUUCCAGCAGCCGACGCCGCUGUACAACCCGUCCAGCUCCACCACGUUCGCCGUGCUCCCGUGCAACAGCUCGCUGAGCAUGUGCGCGGCGGCGCUGGCCGGGACGACCCCGCCGCCGGGGUGCACCUGCAUGUACAACAUGACGUACGGCAGCGGGUGGACGUCUGUCUACCAGGGGUCCGAGACGUUCACCUUCGGGUCGUCCACGCCGGCGAACCAGACCGGCGUCCCGGGCAUCGCCUUCGGAUGCAGCAACGCGAGCGGCGGCUUCAACACCUCGUCGGCGUCCGGCCUCGUCGGGCUGGGCAGGGGGAGCCUGUCGCUCGUCUCCCAGCUCGGCGUCCCCAAGUUCUCCUACUGCCUCACGCCGUACCAGGACACCAACAGCACCAGCACGCUCCUCCUCGGGCCGUCGGCAUCGCUCAACGACACCGGCGGCGUCAGCUCCACGCCUUUCGUCGCCAGCCCUUCCGAUGCGCCCAUGAGCACCUACUACUAUCUCAACCUCACCGGCAUAUCCCUCGGCACGACGGCACUGUCCAUCCCGACCACCGCCUUGUCGCUGAAGGCGGACGGCACCGGCGGGUUCAUCAUCGACUCUGGCACCACCAUCACAUUGCUGGGCAACACGGCGUACCAGCAGGUCCGCGCCGCGGUCGUCUCCCUGGUGACGCUGCCCACGACAGACGGCGGGUCGGCAGCCACGGGGCUCGACCUGUGCUUCGAGCUGCCGUCCUCAACGUCGGCGCCGCCGACCAUGCCGAGCAUGACGCUCCACUUCGACGGCGCGGACAUGGUGCUCCCGGCGGACAGCUAUAUGAUGUUGGACUCCAACUUGUGGUGCCUGGCCAUGCAGAACCAGACCGAUGGCGGGGUAAGCAUUCUCGGCAACUACCAGCAGCAGAACAUGCACAUCCUCUACGACGUUGGGCAGGAGACAUUGACGUUUGCUCCGGCCAAGUGCAGCACGCUCUGAUCAGAGCUUUACAGAAUUGCAAAUAUGUGUGUGCAUAUAUAGGUUAUAUAUGUGUAUAUAAUAAUGGGCUGUCGAUCGAGAAAUCUAUUCAAAAUCUGUUCCAAUUCAAAUCUGAAAUUCGAACUAGACUACCACAAGGAAUAUAGAUACAUAAGCAUUGACUCGUCUCGGCUGGGCGCAGUGCUAUUUCCCUUGUGACAGUCUAGCUGUGGUUUAGUUUUAUGUUUAUUUUUUGUUUCAGGGAAAAGAAAUUUCUAGGACGUUUACUAGAGUUGUGUUGUAAAGCAGGAGAUACUUUUUUUUUUCCUUUGGGCUCGAUGUACUUCAUUUUUUUGUCAGGAUUUUAUUCUUCAUUUACAAGUUCAUUUUCAAUACCUACAAGAAACCAAAUUAUUUA